Molecule: messenger RNA, 1402 nt
Organism: Gadus macrocephalus (Pacific cod)
Lineage: Eukaryota; Metazoa; Chordata; Actinopteri; Gadiformes; Gadidae
Gene: hoxc11a
Product: homeobox C11a
Exons: 2
Coding region: 1-1053 (350 amino acids)
Biological process (GO): anatomical structure development; regulation of transcription by RNA polymerase II
Cellular component (GO): nucleus
Molecular function (GO): DNA-binding transcription factor activity, RNA polymerase II-specific; RNA polymerase II cis-regulatory region sequence-specific DNA binding
Source: RefSeq, a predicted model, not a curated record
AUGACAAUAUCUACUUUCGAUCACGUGUCUGCGGGGCGACUUAGACGGAUUGCGCGUCAUCUCGCCUUCCCAAAUUUUCCCCUUCUGCAGUUCGAAUCCAAAACAUCUAUCUAUAGUACAGAGUACGAGCGAAAGAUGUUUAACUCGGUGAAUCUGGGCAACUUCUGUUCCCAGUCGCGUAAAGACCGGACUUCCGAGUUUGGUGACAGGACAGGCUGCGCGUCUAACAUCUACCUCCCCAGCUGCACCUACUACGUCCCCGAAUUUUCCGCCGUAUCUUCGUUUCUUCCACAGGCCCCGUCGCGGCAGAUUAGCUACCCUUAUUCCACAAAUCUUUCUCAAGUACAACCGGUGCGGGAAGUUUCAUAUGGCUUGGAUCCUGCGAGUAAAUGGCACCCCAGAAGCAAUUAUGCACCGUGCUAUUCUGGAGAGGAUUUGGUGCAUAGGGACUGUCUCCCACCAUCCACCAUGACCGAAAUGCUUAUGAAGAACGAGAGCGUGUACAGCCACCACCAUCACCACCCAGGCUCCAACCAUCCCUCCGCUGGAUUCUACUCCGGUGUGGGGAAGAACAAUGUCCUCCCUCAAGGUUUCGAUCGCUUCUUCGAAACGGCUUACUGCAGCGCGGACAAUCAGCCGGACAAUUGUUUACAAAAGGGCGAGGCGAGUAAACUGGAAACGGAAUCCCAGCAGCCCUCCUCUCUACCCGGCGCCAGAGACCAGGAAAAGGAGCGAGAAGACGAGGAGGAACAUACAAUUUCGGGCUCGUGUACUUCUUCAGUCACCAAGGAAGGCAGCAGCACCAAGAACAGCCACUCCAGCACCCCUCGUACAAGGAAGAAGAGAUGCCCUUACUCCAAAUUUCAGAUUCGAGAGCUGGAGCGGGAGUUCUUCUUUAACGUUUACAUCAACAAAGAAAAGCGGCUUCAGCUGUCACGAAUGCUGAACCUCACCGACCGACAGGUUAAAAUCUGGUUUCAGAAUAGAAGAAUGAAAGAAAAGAAGCUGAGCCGAGACCGCCUGCAAUACUUCUCGGGGAAUCCCUUAUUGUGAGCCGCAUUUGCGUUUAAUGUCAUGGUCCUCCUGACCAGUGACAAAUAGAAAUAUACUUAUCUCGUUGAGUUGUGUUUGUGGGCAUUACCAAGAUUUAAAAUGAAGCCCAUAAUACCAACAGUGCAAUGUAAAAAGGACAGUCUAAAUUGUUAUGCCCGCAUGGAACAAGUCGCCAUUUUCUUACCUACGGGCGGUGGUACAUUUCUAUCUCAGAGAGGUCAAUGGGUGGUUUAAGAUUAUACUUUUUAUUACCAAUACUGGUCUUCCAUAAUCUAUACCAUCUAUUUACCAUGAUUUUUUUGUUUGUGUUUAUUCUAUUGUUCAUUUAGGGCAAUUAUAAAAAAAUAAA